Messenger RNA from Salvelinus fontinalis (brook trout), 5065 nucleotides. RefSeq names its product tenascin-X. The record is from RefSeq and is a predicted model, not a curated record. Bases 337 to 4044 code for a protein of 1235 amino acids. NCBI's taxonomy places the organism in Eukaryota, Metazoa, Chordata, Actinopteri, Salmoniformes, Salmonidae. Gene Ontology annotation, molecular function: protein binding. The transcript is spliced from 17 exons.
CCAAGAGCAGGGAGAGGGAGCUUUGGACUGACUGACAGACAUUGGUCAGGGAGAGAGGUACAGUCUAUCCAGGGAAAUUUUUGGGAUACAGUGGCAAGGGAGUCUUUGAAUAUCCUCCACUUUGAGGCAACGGUUCUACAGAUUCCCAUGAAUAAGACAACCUCUUGAUGAGAAAACCCCUUGACCUGUAGGCACCGCCACAGCAGAGAGUUCAUCCGUCUGCCCCGGCCUUUCCUUGAAAACUGUCAUUUUUUGAAGUGAUCUACUAUCAGUUUCUCUUCAACCAACAAAGACAAUUGCCCUCCCCCUCCACCUGAAGGCAGCUUCCCGCCAAAAAUGUCUCUUGUCCCAUCCUUCCUCAUCCUGCUCCUCACCUGCCCUGCCCUCCUGACCCCAUCAGGUUCCCAGAGCCUGCAGCCUGGGGGUCAAAGGGCACCCAGGGACACAAAGCCAGAGGGUGGCGGGCAGCCAAUCAAAGUAGUGAUCUCUGAGGCGUGUGUUCAGGGGGACUCCAGUCAGACCCAGGGCAAGGAACUGGACCUUGAGCCUGGUUCUGCUCUAGUCCUUACCCAUCGGAUCCGACUGGUUCCGGGGUCGUGCGCAGGCGGGUGCGAGCCCGAGUUUGCUGCCCUGCGAGACCGUCUGGAGAGGCUGGAGAAGGAGGUGUCAUCAUUGAGGGAGAAGUGUGGAGGCCCAGAGGGGGGCUGCUGCACGUCCCAGCAGAGUAAAGGUGCAGGGUGCUCCAUCAAGCCGGAGGGAGACGAGUGUCCUAACGAGUGCAGUGACCAGGGACGCUGUGAGGACGGCAAGUGUGUCUGCUUCCCAGGGUUCAGUGGACCCGACUGCAGUUUGUCUGACUGCCCCGGCAACUGCAAUGACAAGGGGAAGUGUGUGAGCGGCCAGUGUGUGUGCGACCCAGGUUUCACAGGGCCAGACUGCUCUUCAGAGUCCUGUCCUGGUAACUGUAACAACAAGGGAAGAUGUGUGAACGGGCAGUGUGUGUGCGACCCAGGUUUCACAGGGCCAGACUGCUCUUCAGAGUCCUGUCCCGGAAACUGUAACAACAAGGGAAGAUGUGUGAACGGGCAGUGUGUGUGUGACACUGGCUUCACAGGGCCAGACUGCUCUUCAGAGUCCUGUCCUGGAAACUGUAACAACAAGGGAAGAUGUGUGAACGGGCAGUGUGUGUGUGACCCAGGUUUCACAGGGCCAGACUGCUCUUCAGAGUCCUGUCCCGGAAACUGUAACAACAAGGGAAGAUGUGUGAACGGGCAGUGUGUGUGUGACACUGGCUUCACAGGGCCAGACUGCUCUUCAGAGUCCUGUCCUGGAAACUGUAACAACAAGGGAAGAUGUGUGAACGGGCAGUGUGUGUGUGACCCAGGUUUCACAGGGCCAGACUGCUCUUCAGAGUCCUGUCCUGGAAACUGUAACAACAAGGGGCGAUGUGUGAACGGGCAGUGUGUGUGUGACACUGGCUUCACAGGGCCAGACUGCUCUUCAGAGUCCUGUCCUGGAAACUGUAACAACAAGGGAAGAUGUGUGAACGGGCAGUGUGUGUGUGACACUGGCUUCACAGGCCCAGACUGCUCCACCAAGGCAUGUCCUGGAAACUGCAAAAACAGGGGGAAGUGUGUGAACGGUAAGUGUGUGUGUGAUAGCGGUUUUACAGGCCCAGACUGCUCCACCAAGUCCUGCCCUGGCAACUGCAGCAACCGUGGAAAGUGUGUGAACGGCCAAUGUGUCUGCGAUAGCGGCUUUACGGGGCCGGACUGUUCCGCCAAAGCAUGUCCCAAUAACUGCAGCAACAAGGGAAGGUGCGUGAACGGGAAGUGCGUGUGUGAAGUGGGCUUCACUGGGCAGGACUGCGCUGCUAAGGGCUGUCCCGAUAACUGCAGCAACAAAGGGCGCUGUGUGAAGGGGAGGUGUGUGUGUCGCCGUGGUUUCGCCCCCCCGGACUGCAGCCAGUGUGAAGCUGGGUUCACUGGAGCUGACUGUGGCACCGCCAUGUCUGGUGUGUCCCAGCUCAACACCAAGGACAUCACAGAAUCCUCUGUUACCCUCUACUGGACCCCGCCUCCAGUCCAGUAUGACACCUACCACAUCACCUUCGCCAGCCAGAAAGAGGGCGAUCAACAGAUAACAUCUCAAGUUGGAGGGAAGCUCACGACCUACACCCAAACAGGACUGGCGGCCGGGCAGGAGUACGUGGUGACAAUCAAGGGAGAAAUAAAUAGGAGAAUGAGCACUGAGAGCACAACAGAAUUCACAACCCUUAUCUCUGGACCCACACACCUUCGAGUUGUGAAGACAACCACAACAUCUGCAGUUGUCCAAUGGGAACAAUCGCAAGGAGACAUCGACAGGUAUCGCUUAACUGUUGCACCCAAUCAGACAGACGGAACAGCCAAGGGAAGACAAGACCUAACCCUGCCCCCUGAGAGGGACUCUGCCCAGAUUGACGGUUUGGACCCAGGACAUUUGUAUGACAUCACGCUAGUGGCUGAAAAGGGCGGGAUCAAGAGCAAGCCAGCAACAGUCCAAGUCACUCCUGGUCCAGAGCCUCCCUCGGGUCUUGUCUUCAGUGAAGUGACUGAGACAUCUCUCUCUGUGUCCUGGACCAAGCCAAAAAGUCCAGUGAGUGGCUUCAAGGUCACCUACACUAACACACAGGAAGGGGAGCCUCUCUCCGCAACGGUGGACUCUGGGGAUUCCACUCUGGCACUGUCAAAGCUCUCUCCAGGGUCCUCCUAUGAGGUCAGUGUGAUAUCCGUCCUUGGACUGGACGAGAGCGAUGCAAUUAAAGACCUGGUUGUGACACUCCCUGACCCUCCGAGGGAUCUCCGGGCUAUUAAUGUCACAGACACCAAGGCCUUGCUGCUAUGGCGACCAGCACUGGCAACAGUGGACCGUUACGUCAUAGUGUAUGGCUCUGAAAAAGGGUCAGAUGAUGCCGAGAUCACUGUAUCGGGCAAUGCGGCGGAGCAGCAGCUGAAAGGCCUACAGGGCUCCACUAUGUACACCGUCACAGUCACCAGUCAGCUGGGCAACCUGGACAGCUCUGCCGCCAUCACCGUCUUCACCACCACCGGUGGAUCCAGGGGAGACGGGGAAGUCCCGCGUGACCUGAAGGCCAGUCAGGUGACUCCUCGCUCAGCGCUGUUGACGUGGAAAGCACCCUCUGCCGCCAUGGGAAGCUACAAGCUGACCUAUCAAACGGAGGGACAGGAGAUGCAGGAGGUUACCAUUGACUCCACAGUAACAGAGUUCAAACUGACCAGGCUGCAUCCCAUGUCCAAGUAUACCGUGCAGCUACAGGGGGAGAGGGGAGGGAGCUAUACUGCUAAAAUUUCCACUGAGUUCACCACAGGGAAUCUCCGAUACGCCUUCCCAAGUGACUGUUCCCAGGAGCUGCUAAACGGGAUACAUGAGUCUGGAGAGGUGGAGAUCUUCCCCAAGGGAAGGCAGGGAAAACCAGUGUUGGUCUACUGCGACCAGGUGACUGAUGGAGGCGGCUGGACGGUUUUCCAGAGAAGGAUGGAUGGGAAAACUGACUUCUUCAGAGGCUGGAAAAACUACAGCAAAGGUUUUGGAGAACUGAGUGGGGAAUUUUGGCUGGGUAAUGAGAACCUACACAAUCUAACCAGCAUGGCACCAAUGACCCUACGUGUGGACCUCCGUGCAGGGGACGAAUCAGUGUUUGCCAAGUACUCUGCAUUCACAGUGGACACUGUUAGAAGGAACUAUGCUCUCAAAGUGUCUGGGUACAGCGGUACAGCAGGUGACUCUAUGAGUUACCACAACGCGCGCAUGUUCUCUACCAGAGACAGAGACCCCACGCCUUUCAUCACCCGCUGUGCCAUGUCCUAUAAGGGGGGUUGGUGGUACAAGAACUGCCACGAGGCCAACCUUAAUGGCCUCUACGACACCAGUGUCAAUCACCAGGGUGUGAUCUGGACUGCCUGGAAAGGCAAGGACUUGUCCAUCCCUUUCACUGAGAUGAAGCUCCGACCAACAUCUUUCACCCCUCCAACUCAGGGAUAAUGACAAAGUGGUGGACAGAAAAUGAGAAGGGGGGAAAGGCACAGUUUAUGAACACACACACACAUCCAGGUAACUGCUGAAAUAAAGGAAACACCAACAUAAAGUGUCUCGAUAGGGCGUUGGGUCACCACGAGCCAGAACAGCUUCAAUGCACCUUCUCGUAGAUUCCACAAGUGUCUGAAACUCUAUUGGAGGGAGGUGACACCAUUCUUCCAUGAGAUAUUCCAUCAUUUGGUGUUUUGUUGAUGGUGGUGGAAACGCUGUCUCAGGCGCCGCUCCAGAAUCUCCCAUAAGUGUUCAAUUGGGUUGAGAUCUGGUGACUGAGACAUACACACACACACCCCCUUUAAACCCCCAAUUCUCUUUUGAGACCCCUCUUUCAAAGUUACUGAGAUAUCUUCUUCUAGCCAUGGCAGCCAAAUAAUAGGCAACUGGCUAUUUUUAUACCCUAAGCAUGAUAGAAUGUUAACUGCUUAAUUAACUCAGGAACCAUACCUGUGUGGAAGUACUUGCUUUCAAUAUACUUCGUAUCCCUCAUUUACUCAAGUGUUUGCUUUAUUUGGGUAGUUACCUGUACAUAAGCACACAAGCAAACACACACUCACUCAUGCAUGCAUACACAGUACUUGCACCUAUUAGCUAGUUUGAAAAUUUCCCAAUGCCUUGCUCUCCAGACUAAAGCAAUUCGAUUUUUUCAAAUGUAUAGAGGACAGUUAUCUGUAUGUUAUAUUGUACAGUUUCUAGAUUAUCUUUGAGAUUUCCCUUUUCUUUUUUACUCUUAAGUGUUGUGGCACCCCUUGUGUAAGCUGUAAAAAUGUAUGCACUGUCCCCUGGCUGUGACGGUACAACCGUGGAAAUGAGCGGUGAAUAACGGAGAUUUCUGUUUGUACUUGACUGGCAAUUAUCGAGUUUUGGUGUUUGUCCUUUGUUUGUCUUAUUUUGUGGUUAUAUGUCCUGUAUUUUCGGUUGCCCCAAUUCUCAAAUGGUAGCUGCUAAACUAAUAAAAUAAUGGUGGAACAUG